GAUUGAUAAAGGUUUGAUAUAUAUAUAAUGGGACUAUUCAAUGUAUACAUAAUUCCCUGAAGAAAAGGAAAAGAGAACAGUUAAAAAUCGAAAACGCACUUAACAUAGAUGGUUGUGAAAAAUAAUUAUAUGCUUCAUCAAAAAAAGGGAAAUAACAAACCACGACAAUGGAUAUUUGUUACAACAUUUUGGAUGCAUGUUCUCUCGUAGGUCUUGCACCGUGUCCGCCUCCGGACAUCGAGAACAACACGUUUUACAAUCAGUUGGCCCAAAAUAACCUAACCGUGCAGGUUAUGUUACACAUUGCGGUACGCUGUGGUAUAUCAGUUAUACAACCGACCUCUACAGAUCGGAUUCCAUUACUUAUUACAGUGUGCCUGGUGUUUGUACUGAUCGUCAUCAUUACCGUUAUCAUCGAGUUGAGAAAAAGACCAAAUCAUAGAAGUGUUAAGGAACAUGCAGAUGCACUUAAUGGACCAGAAACAGUCAUGAAUGAGCCCUAG
Molecule: messenger RNA, 503 nt
Organism: Mya arenaria
Lineage: Eukaryota; Metazoa; Mollusca; Bivalvia; Myida; Myidae
Exons: 3
Coding region: 168-503 (111 amino acids)
Source: RefSeq, a predicted model, not a curated record